Polyodon spathula (Mississippi paddlefish) is the source of this 753-nucleotide messenger RNA. RefSeq names its product cystatin C (amyloid angiopathy and cerebral hemorrhage) (gene cst3). Lineage: Eukaryota; Metazoa; Chordata; Actinopteri; Acipenseriformes; Polyodontidae. The coding region runs from base 132 to 560 and encodes 142 amino acids. The transcript is spliced from 3 exons. Gene Ontology annotation, molecular function: cysteine-type endopeptidase inhibitor activity. The record is from RefSeq and is a predicted model, not a curated record.
ACCCACUCACGAACAAGAAAGAAGAAACGACAUGGCUGGACAGACGUCAGUGUUAUAAUCUCUAGCAGUAGCGCCCAACGAGUCUUGUUUAUUUCAUUCUCGUCUGGUCUGGAAGUGCACAAGGUUUAAACAUGUCUUUUUUCUGGAAGAGUAGUUUAUCGUUCCUCGCUCUGCUUUUUGCAGUCGCCGCGGUCUGCGCCCUGCCUGGAGGUGUCGGGAUGCGUAUGGUCGGAGGUAAAAUGGACGCGGACGUCGGAGAGGAAGGGGUUCAGGAUGCGCUGAAGUUCGCGGUGGCCGAGUUUAACAAGGCCAGCAAUGAUAUGUACGUCCACAGAGUGUGGAAGGUCAUCAGCGCGCAGAAGCAGGUUGUCUCAGGAAUAAAGUACAUUGUGACAGUGCAGAUGGGUCGCACAUCCUGCAGAAAGGGAGGUGCUGAGAAAGUUGAGCUGUGUGCAUUCCAUGAUGUGCCUGAACUGGCUAAGACAUCCACCUGCACCUUUGAAGUUGUGUCUCGCCUCUGGAUUCCAGAAACUAAGCUGGUGAAAAAUACCUGCAAUUAAAAAGCUUAAGUGUUAUCCUUGCUAGAAAUGAUGAUAAAGCAAUAAUAAAGCAAAACUGGCACUAGCAGUAACUUUUGUAGUAGAAUUGUUUACACUUGCACUUAUCAUUCUUGCUGAAACAGAUUCUGUUUUUAAACUGUCAAUUUAUUUUUUAGCUACCGCUGUGCUAUUCAAUUCUGUAACUUUUUUUUUA